Closterium sp. NIES-67 is the source of this 1765-nucleotide messenger RNA. NCBI's taxonomy places the organism in Eukaryota, Viridiplantae, Streptophyta, Zygnematophyceae, Desmidiales, Closteriaceae. The record is from the annotation of a GenBank genome assembly.
CGGUGCAGAACAACUGCCAGUGUGCGUCGGGCGUCGGACAUGCGCCACGAGCGGAAACUGUCUUGCACCCUCGACUCGACACCUGCACGUUACGUCAUACGCAUGAGGCUCCCACGCGCACAUCCACCGCCGUUGCUAGCACCACCCAGCUCCGCGUGCCGCCAUCCGCGCGACCCCGCAUCUCUGUCGCCCGCAUGGCCACUCCACGCGUCGCCGCGUUCCCCCCGCCCGCGACACGAGUCCGCCUCACACCGCUCGUGCUGCGCGCGCUUCUCAUGUGCCUCGUCUGCCUCGUCCCUGCCGCUCCCGCCGCACCCAUCUCGUCGCCCCCUCCCUCCUCUCCGUCGCAGCCGUCGCCCACUGCCGCUCGUCGUCGCCUGCGACAAUCGCCCGAUCCCCUGUCGCUGGCUGUCGCCUCGUCGCCCCUGGCAGAUUGGGCGGCAGGCGAUGGGCGGGAGGGUGACACAUGGCGCGAUUUGAGUGGCGAGUUUGAUGAGGCGGAGGACGAGGGUGACGCGGAGGGGAGGGCGUGGCGGGUGGAGGAGGGGUGGAGGGAGUGGGACCGACUGGUUGGGUGCGAGCGCUUCCGAGCCAAACACGCAGGUCGCAGCAGCAGCAGCAGCAGCAGCUUCCAGGGCGCUGAGGCGAGUGACUGCUCGCUGCUGAAGCUGCCCCACGUCACUGUGCAGAUCAUGGCGUCCUCCUCGCUGCCCGAGUGGCUCGAGGGCUUCUUCACCUGCCCGUGCGGGCUCACGUGCACGCUGUCGCGCAGUGAGGUGCUGGCGGCGCGCCCCGACGCCAUGCUGUACGAGGGGUCGGUGCCCGUGGGGCAGCGCGUGCAGGGUGAGCCGCUGCUGGUGCAGGUGGCCCUGGAGGAGGGGGGCACGGCGGGGGCGGAGGAGAGGGGCGUGGAUGUGGUGGUGGGGUAUGGGCCGGGUGCGCACGUGCAGUGCUCGUACGCUGGCAACCUGCUGCUCGCCGACCACAACCGCCUCAUGGCCCCCACCAAGAACCCCAACCGGACCAUCUUCCAUGCGUCCUCGCGCUACUCCCCCUGGCGGGCGUCCGCCGCCCCUGUGCUGCUGGCCCACCCCCUCACGCACCGCUUCGGCCUGCAGGCGCCCCUCUGGCUGCGCCUCUCCUCGCGCCGCGCCUUCCCCCACUGCCAGUACACGCCGGGGCAGGGGGGGGGGGAGGCGCAGGGGGCAGGGGGAAGGGGGCAGGCACAGUCGCACUUCCUUUUCUCCCUGGCCUUGGAACGCCAGCCCCACCCCGCCUAUGUGACCGAGAAGUUCUUCCUGCCCCUGCUCGCAGGCAGUGUGCCCAUCUACUACGGCGCCCCGGAUGUGAGUGCGUUUGCCCCCCCGGACUCGUUCAUCGACGGGCGGGCGGAGAGCGAGGAGAGCAUCUUGCGGCGCGUGCAGGCGAUGCGCUCCAACGCCACGGCGUACCUGGGCUACCAUGCCUGGCGCAGGUGCGGGGUGCUGGGGGGGCUGCAGCACGCCCUGCGUGUGGGCGUGGACUCGCUGCCGUGCCGCCUAUGCCACCGCAUCAGCGCCAUGGGCGGCAGGGCGCACGUGCCACACCCACGCAGCGACGAGGACGCUGCUGCUGCUGGUGAUGGUGGCAUGUCCGCAGCAUUCCCUGCCGACGCUGGCUUGUCGGCCAUUUGACCUGCGCCCUCUGUGGAAGCACGCGGGACGAGAGAUGGUCUGUUUUCAAGCGACUGUGAAAUGGCUCAACUGAUUCUCAUCCCACAGCAUGG